AUGGCUGCACAAUCGACCAAACCCACCCCUCAGACCCCUAAGUCGGUCUCCUCUCCGCCGCCGACAAACAAUGUCUCUGCUCGACUGGAGAAGACCCACCUUGGUGUUCGUCGCUCAACUCCAGAUUCAGAAGCUCUCGCUUCUUCAGAUGAUGAUGGAGAUCAUCCUCACAAUAUUAUUGCGCCUACGACUGCCCCAACAGCGAAGCCUGCUCGUCGUACCUCUUGGCUGAAUGAAGUUCCUGCUAUUGCUCCUCGGAAAGCCUCCCUGACCGGCCUUCCUCUUUCUUCUGGCGCCUCCAACCCAAGCAGCCCAGCUACCGACCAAGCGGGAUGGCCGAGCAGCACGAGUCCUGGGAUUGGUAGCUCCAUGGGCUGGAACAAUGUUGGGAAUAAUACCUUUGCCUGGGGCACUGGUAUCUGGAAUACCGAGUCUCGAAAAGAGCCACCGCCCCGCCUUACCGAGAUCAUACCUUCCCCGACUAUGUCUAAUCCAUCCACCGCCAAUAACUACUUCACGGAGGAGCUACUGAGCCCUACUCGUACAACCGCUGGAGAGGCUGCAAUUCCGUUCUCGAUUCCUCUCCAUCCGACUCCCAAGACUUACCGCUCACAGUCAUAUUCCGUCGGCCAGUUAGAUCCUGAAUUUCUGAGUCUCAUGGCGAAUAAGUCGGCCUCUCCCUACUCUGGAGGACGAGCCCGCAAUGGCGGCCAAUACACCUCCCUCCAACACCGGCCGUCUCGUCCCAGCCUUCUUGGCGAGCUUGGCCAUGAUCCUGCCACUCUCGGACGUGUGCGCGAAGACGAAGACGACGAGACUGGAAGUCCGGAUGGCUCGGAUGGUAGUUUCAGCAACUAUGCCGCCAACCAAGCCCGCACAAUCGAACAGCUUGCGAGGGAGAACGCUCUUUUGCGUCAAGCUGCUGGCCAAAUCGACAACUCUUUUAGAGACCGUGCCAUGUCCACAACAUCCGCAGCUAGUGGCUAUGCGAUCGGAAGCGGUCUUCACAACUUGCAUCGUAUUCGCGGCAGUGUCCCGGAAGAGACCGAUCUUGCCGUGGAGGAUUUGGACGAAGUUGGGGACAUCCCUGGCUACAACAACCUCCAUGGCGGUCCCCGCCGGAGAAUGUCCGAACACUCGAUCAACUUGGAGAAACAGCUCCCCAACUACGAGAAUCGUGCUCUGGAGAACGUUCGCAAGGCUCAUUGGCAGACCUCCCUCGGAUUUGGUAGCUUUUCCGAGAUCCCUCAGAGCCGACGCCAUUCAUUUGCGGAUAUACCUAUUCGGCAUGGUUCCAUCUCGGGCGAGCCACAGGCAGCCGCGAGCACAAGAUCAGGGCUGGGAGACCGGGAAGAGGACUUUGAUGGCCCUCUGUCUAAUUUGCAAGGCCAGAACCAAUCCUAUUUCGCUCGCGACCAGGCCCUCCGCAGUGCCGAGGGUCCUUCCAUGGCGACUUCCCUUCAUCAAGCAUACACAAUGCCGAACGCCUACGGACGCCACCAGCCGGGUCUCGCGCAUCAGAAUCAGCUUUUGUAUAUCGUCACAUUCAAGUGUCAUAGGGCAGAUGUUUUCUAUAUCCAAGAAGACACUGGACUUCAGGUGAAACCAGGCGACCUCGUCAUCGUCGAAGCUGAUCGUGGAACGGAUCUUGGCACCAUUCAACAUGCCAAUGUGUCGAUGCAGAAAGCCCGGGAGCUGAAGCAACAGUAUGCGGAAGAUCAUUAUAAGUGGUUGAUGAUGUUUUCUCGACAGGGCCAGAACGGUGCGGCAAAUGUGGUCAACGCCCCUGGAAGUGUGCCAGGCCUGAACAAUAGAAGCGCCAUCGGCGGAAUGGGCCCUCAUGGCUCGCAUGGCAUUCAAGACUCCACAGCCGACAUCAAACCUAAGUUGAUCAAGAGGCUUGCCCAAAAUCAUGAGAUUUUGGCGCUUCGCGACAAGGAAGGGAACGAAGCCAAGGCCAAACGCGUCUGUCAGCAGAAAGUAGCAGAGCAUCGGCUCAACAUGGAGAUCUUGGACGCUGAAUUCCAGAUGGAUUGGAAGAAGCUUACCUUCUAUUACUUCGCCGAUUCCUAUAUCAACUUCAACUCACUGGUGACCGAUCUCUUCAAGAUCUACAAAACCCGGAUCUGGAUGUCGGCCAUCAACCCCGCCUCUUUUGUGACGCCUCCAAGUGCAGGUCUUCAGGCCCCGAACCCUUUGGCUUACAGUCACGACACGCAGACAGAUCGCUCGCACCAGCACGAUGGUAGAAUGUAUGGUUCUGCCCGAGAUGGACACGAUGCUGGGCGAGAUGGCCAGCUAGGCAUGCUACGCAGUGCGUACGCGGAGCCCUAUCAAUCCCUCGGCCCGUCCUCCCGGGCGCCAGAGUCCAGCCUCGGGGGACACGCGUCUCCGGAUCCCUUCUCCCCUUACUCGCCUAGCGGAUAUACUCCCUUGGAUUCGGGAUAUGUCGACUACGCGGCAGGCACUGGCGCAAGCGCUGGAUCCUCCCGUAUGCAUCCCCAAAAUGAGUGGAUGGGUCGGUUCCAGGGCUUGUCGCUCAAUUCUUGA
Aspergillus aculeatus ATCC 16872 is the source of this 2550-nucleotide messenger RNA. RefSeq lists its product as uncharacterized. Lineage: Eukaryota; Fungi; Ascomycota; Eurotiomycetes; Eurotiales; Aspergillaceae. The coding region runs from base 1 to 2550 and encodes 849 amino acids. The transcript is spliced from 3 exons. The record is from RefSeq and is a predicted model, not a curated record. Gene Ontology annotation, cellular component: cytoplasm.